Messenger RNA from Thyridium curvatum, 2130 nucleotides. RefSeq lists its product as uncharacterized. The transcript has 6 exons. Gene Ontology annotation, molecular function: serine-type endopeptidase activity. Lineage: Eukaryota; Fungi; Ascomycota; Sordariomycetes; Thyridiales; Thyridiaceae. Gene Ontology annotation, biological process: proteolysis. The record is from RefSeq and is a predicted model, not a curated record. Bases 1 to 2130 code for a protein of 709 amino acids.
AUGACGUUGAUGGCAGCGAAGUUUACGCCGAAAGUGCUUCUCUCCGCUCCCCGCAGAUCUGCCGGAGCUCCCAAUUGCACUGGCGAGAAGAUUCUGUAUACGGUCACAACCUACUCUUUUGAGGAGCACCGCAAGACGUCCCAGAUCCGGUACCUUGAUGCCAAGACUGGCCAGUCCACUCUUCUCUAUGAGAAUCCGGCUUACAGCGAGCCGACGUGGAUCACCGAAGACCGCUUCAUCUUUCUCAAGAAUGGCGACAAGGGCACCACCACUGUCAAGGAAAUCAAGACCUUUCGGGGUAGCAUCUCCAACCUCAAAGCCAAGCGACUAUCUGACAAGACAGUCGCCCUGGCUUGCUCCGUGCUGACCACACCGGAGGGAAAGAUGUUCGAUUCCGAGGCCGAGGAGAAGCCUCAUAGCUCAGCCAAGGUCUACACUUCCCUAUUUGUCCGCCACUGGGAUGCAUGGGUUGGUAAGAACAAGCAGGCCGUGUGGUACGGCUCCCUGGAGCUGCAGAAUGGCAAGACGGUCCUGGCCGAGCCCGGCCUGGUCAACGCGCAUCCCGGAACCGGCCUAGAGUGCCCCGUUCCGCCCUUCGGAGGCUCGGGAGACUUUGACAUCUGCGCGAGUGGCAUUGCCUUUGUUGCCAAAGAUCCGCAUAUCAACGAGGCGACACACACCAAGACGGACCUCUACUACGUGCCCCUCAAGAGCUUCACGGAGAGCAAGCCGCCCAAGCCGCAGCAGGUCAAGACGGGCAAGCUGCAGGGCUAUUCUCAGAACCCAACCUUUUCGCCUGAUGGCAAGAGUAUCGCGUUCACCAGGAUGCGCAGCAUUCAGUACGAGUCUGACAAGACACGCCUGCUCGUCAUCCCCGACGUCGAGGAUCUGAGCAACGUCCAAGAGUUCUUCGAGACCGAGGAUGGCGAAGGCGGAUGGGAUUACAAGCCUGACGGCAUCGCCUGGAGCCACGACGGGAAAGAGCUCUAUAUCACGGCCGAGUUCGAGGGCACCAAUGCGCUCUGGAAGGUGCCGAGCUCCCCGGCAGAUGCGAAAGAGCCGCCGACCAAGAUAUUGGGCGCUGGCAGUGUCACCGACUUCAAGCUCCUGAGCCCCAAGAGCCGCAAGCUCUUCGUGACGACCAGUUCUCUCGUAGACAACUCUUCGUACUCUGUUCUGGACCCUCGCGACCAAUCCCUCACCCUCAUCUCUUCCAGCUCCAAGCAGGGCAAGUCCUUUGGGCUGUCCAAGAAGCAGUGCUCCGACUUUUGGUGCAAGGGCGCCGGGGACUACAAGGUGCACGCCCUCGUCAUGAAGCCGUCCAACUUUGACGAAUCCAAGAAAUACCCGCUGGCGUUCCUCAUCCACGGAGGGCCCCAGGGCGCCUGGGGAGACAGCUGGAGCACCCGGUGGAACCCGGCCAUCUUUGCCGAGCAGGGCUACGUGGUCGUGACGCCCAACCCGACGGGCAGCAGCGGGUACGGCAUGGCGCUGCAGAACGGCAUCAAGGAGGACUGGGGCGGCAAGCCGUACAACGACCUGGUGAACUGCUUCGAGUACAUCGGCACGCACAUGCCGUACGUCGACAUGAACCGCGCUGUGGCGCUGGGCGCCUCCUAUGGCGGAUACAUGAUCAACUGGAUCCAGGGCCACCCGCUCGGCCGCAAGUUCAAGGCCCUCGUCUGCCACGACGGCGUCUUUUGCGGACUCAACCAGUACUGCUCCGAGGAGCUCUUCUUCCCCCUGCACGACUUUGGCGGCACCCUCUGGGACAACCGCGCCACGUACGAGAAAUGGGACCCGUCGCGGUUCACGGGCGAGUGGGCGACGCCGCAGUUGGUCCGUAUUCACCCUGCUCCUCCUGCUCCUGUUGCAGUAUCAUCUCUCAACGUUCUCGACCUCGACUACCGCCUGCCCAUCACCGAAGGUCUGGCGGCGUUCAACGUCCUGCAGAGCCGGGGCGUGCCGAGCAAGUUCUUGACCUUCCCGGACGAGAACCAUUGGGUGCUGAAGCCCGAGAACUCCUUGGUGUGGCAUAAGGAAGUGCUGGACUGGAUCAACCGCUAUGCUUCCGCAGAAGGGGAUGAGUGCGCGAGUGUCGUUGAGAAGACAGGCAGCAUGAAGAUAUAG